UCUCUCUGAGCGUUCCUAAAUCCUCGGGUUAUUCCGUUUCUCUGUCCAGGACAGGAGCAGCCACCGCCACCAACAAAGAAGACGGAGUAUAAUAACAGGAAGUGAGUAAGGGGAAGUGAGCAGUGACCUGUGUGGUCACGGCAACCAGAAGACAUUCUCCACUUGAAAGCAGCUCAGUGAAUAUCGGGGUUCUUCCUGAGCGCUUGACCGGGCACUGGGAGAGAAGCACCAGGCAAGAACUCUACAAACACAGAAUGCUCCAGAAGGCGAUGUAUGCAGUCCCGAUGCUGAGGGCAUCCGCCGCCCUGACGCUGGUGUUCCUUGUCGCGGCGCUUGCCCAAUGGGAGGGCGUGCCCUCUGACCCCUCCUCUGUGGCGGGAGGCGGGGAUGGGAGAGGGGACGGCAUGAGGGAGAUAGUGAGGAAGGAGAGACUCCCGUACCGCUCGCGGCAGAAGAGAGCGUGGAUCUGGAACUCCUACUACGUGACAGAGGAGUCGGAGAUGAUAAGCCCCAAAAAGAUAGGAAAGCUCAAGUCCAGUAAGACGGCAGACGGGACGACAUUCAAGCUCAGGGGCGACGGUGCCAAUUCCAUCUUCACAGUGAACAGGAACGGAGACCUGUUUGUGAUCAAGACCCUGGACAGGGAGGAGAAGAGCAUGUACAACCUGACUGCCCUGCUGUACGACGGGAGAGACCAACUGGUGGAGGACGCGGGGGAGUUUGUGGUCCAGGUCAACGACAUCAACGACCACAUCCCCGUCUUCCCCAGGACCUACAACGGGUCCAUCCUGGAGCGCUCGGGGAUAGGGGCUAAGGUGGUGCAGGUGACGGCCACGGAUGCUGACGACCCCAGCACGGUGCACGCUGAGCUGCGCUACUCCCUCCGGCCCGAGGGCGAGCGCUCUGCCUUUGAGAUCAACAUCAUCACAGGUAUGAUCACUUCCAGGGUGGACACCUUGGACCGGGAGGACAAGAGCCAGUAUGUACUGGUGGUCCAGGCAAAGGACAUGAGGGGCAUGACAACGGGAACCACAGCAACGACCUCGGUCACCGUCACCAUCACCGAUAUCAACGACAACAUGGCCUCUUUCACCCAGGACACAUACGAUCUCAGCGUGCCGGAGAACCAGAGGCUGGAGGAGAAGAUCGGGACUCUGACUCUGGACGACCGUGAUGAGAUCCAGAACAAAGAGCCUGUGUUCACCAUCCAGCCGAACCUUAGCAGGCAGUUUGCCCUCUCCCGCAGCCCGCAGAAGGACGGCCACCUUAUGCUCAAAAAGGCCUUAGACUACGAGACCAAGAGCAGUUACAGCUUCAUUGUGGAUGUGCACGAGAACAGCCUGCAGUUCCCCGCUGACAACAAGAACGUCUCCAUCACCAAGGCCAGGGUGAACAUCAGGGUGCUGGAUGUGGAUGAACCGCCCGUCUUCUCAAAACCCAGCUAUGCAUUCAGUGUGAUGGAGGAAGAAAUGGCAACCAACAUCGGCAUCGUCAGUGCCACAGACCCCGACCAAGCCAAUAAGGCCAUGCGGUACUCUGUGGAGGACCAGGAGUGUCCUGUUGGUGUGAACCCUGUCACCGGCCAACUGUUCAUUUUGAGGAAGCUGGACCGAGAGCUGAGGACGACACACAUCUUCCAAGUCAGAGCCCAGGAAGAGCCAAGUGGGCUGCACUCCUUGGUCAGAGUCAACAUCUCUGUUCAGGAUUUGAACGACAACGCUCCGGAGCUGGUCUGGGACGACAUCUUUGUUUGUGAGAACGACAUGGCGGGAACGGUAAUCGGGAGGUUAAGUGCCACUGACAGGGAUGAGCAGGUUGCCUAUUUCCGCUACUCUCUGGUCAAUCCCAGUGACAACUUCACCAUCACAAAGAACGCCUCAGACAACACCGCAGUGAUCCUGGUGAGACAGGGCACCUUCCGCCUGGACGACCCCAGAGACUACACCCUGGGGGUCCGCGUGGACGACGGAGGGCGACCGCCGAGGAGCAGCGUCAUGCACGUGCCCAUCAAGGUGUGCCGCUGUGAUUCCCGGAGGAUACACACCCAGUGUAAAGCUGCUGCUCUGCGGAUGGGAGUCAGCAUCCAUGCUCUCAUUGCCAUUCUUGUCUGCAUCCUCACCAUCCUGGUCAUAGUUAUCCUGGUGGUGAUGAGGAGGCGUUUCCAGAAGGAGUCUCUGGCCAGCAUGAAGCACAGCGGGGAGAUCCAUGAGCAGCUGGUCACCUAUGAUGAGGAGGGCGGAGGGGAGAUGGACACCAAUGGCUACGACGUGUCCAUCCUGACGUCCGCCCGCCACGACGGCUCCCUGCUGCUCCACCCGGACCACGGGAUCCACCCCUCCCUUUACGCCCGGGUGCAGAAGCAGCCCUGUGGACAGCUCCACCAGCAGCACCACCCACUGCUGCCGCCCCACCUCCUCCCCCCCCCCCAGCCGCCGGCCGCCUGCAAGGGCGACAUGGCUGUGAUGAUCGAGGCCAAGAAGGACGAGGCAGAUGCGGACCGCGAGGCUGUGCCCUAUGACACGCUGCACAUCUACGGCUACGAGGGCGGCCCCGGAUCGCUGGCCGGCAGCCUGAGCUCCUUGGAGAGCUCCUGCUCCUCCGCCGGCUCCGGGGGCCCCGAGUACGACUUCCUCAGCGACUGGGGGCCGCGCUUCAGGACCCUGGCUGAGCUGUACGGCGUGGACGAGCUUGAGGCCUACCUCCCCUACUGAGGGGGGCGCAGGAUACCCGCCCUCGUCCUCAGAUGAACCUUGAUGUCGAAACACAUACACACACACACCACAUAGCUAUUAACACUCAAACACUCAAAAGAAACUCAGUAACACUAAAAUCUCUCUCAAAACACACACACACACAUAGCAUGUCUGACGCUUGGUUGCACAGAAGCAUAGUUUGCUUCUGUGCAAACUAUGCUUUGAUGGUAUUAUUCUUUAAUCUCUUCCCUUUGUCAUAGGGAGGAGGUGGUAAGAGCUAUCGGCUAUCACUGCCUAUAAAUAGUGUUCCAGCUUCUGAGAAAUGAAGGAGAGUCCGUGUGAUGCAGACGGAUUUGUUCUUUCCACUGUAGAUACUCAUGCUCUUAGUGUGUGUAGGCUCCCCAAAGCCACCAUAAACCAGUGUCACCACAGCCCAACCAGCGAUACACAAGAGAUUAGGCUAUUAGAACAUCUUUGCCUCCCCUUUCGAUGAAAUGCCAACCUGUGUAAAUCUCGAUGAAAUGGAAAGAGGUUGAAGUGGUAUGAUAUCAUCGAGGAACUGGAGCAAGACUCACACUUUAGUCCAUCACAGUCCAUCCUUCUGUAAGGUCUUUCCCCCUCUUCCGUGGGCCAUAACAAUCUAUUGUCUGCUUGGAGGUUGCCAUCGGGUGUGAGCCCUGAAGUCCAAGCUCUCCAUUUCCUCUGAUUCCGUUGUGUCCUCAGCAGGUGCGUAGAGCUGCUGUAGAGAGCAUAAAACACAGAACAAAAUCAACCGCUGAGAAGUGUUGCCUUCCUCUAGGUUUUAUGGAGUUUGAUACUACAGAUACACCCUACACAUCCACAGCUACGCUGUCUUGUGCCAUAUCCGAACUUGAGGUUGACUAUGAUAUUGUAUGGAAAUAUAUUAUUAAGUAUUAUUACAAUUGAAAAUAUUGGCAGUAAUCAAACGGGUUUUGUUUGGUUGCUACUUGUUUUCUUAGUUAUUUGGUUUCUGACUUCCACCUUUUCUUCGUGAAUGUGAGAGGUGGAGUGGAAGGGUUUUGUUUGAAACAGAACUGUGCUAGCGGCUUGUUAAACAAAGACACCUGAGCUAUUUUGAUUGCAUCACGUUGAAAUUAAUUUUUACAACGAAGAAAAACUUGUCAUGUCAAAUGAACUACAAUCGGAGCACAGGCUUAGCUUUGUGGACAGACAGACAGGGAAGCAGUGUGUUGCACACUGCACACACAUGCACACUGCCUAGACAAGCAGACGGACGGGAGCGAUGAAAGCUGGAUUCUGUCAGGCCCAUGAGAAAAGUCAUUAAGACAAGUCAGGAAGCCCGGCUUCAGAAAAAAAAGCUUUUUGGGAUGUUGUGGUUGCCCCGAGGUCCGGGAGGGCUCUGUACAGCUCUGAGGUGGUGUGGAUAUGCCUAACCUUGCAUCCUUUCUGCUACUGUCGCUGAAACAUCUGUCAGCAUGUGAUGGGCUGUAGUGAGUCCUGGAGCCAAGAACUAAUGACCAAACUUAAUGCUGAUGAUCAUCAUGUAGUUGGAUUGAGUUUAGGUUAAUUUAGUUUAGUUCCUUUGACUUUUCCAUAUUUAGUUUUGUUUACCUUCCAUUACCUUGGCAAGUAUGUCAAAAUAGUCCAAAUAGUCAUAAUACCCUUACCAUUCUAUGCCUUGAGGGUUUUUUGUGCUCGGCCUGAAAUGUCAAAAGAUUUGUCAACAAAUGAGCCGAAAGUAUGGCACACUUAUUUUUUCAUUCAUUGUUCAAAGUUUGGAAAAUGUGGUUAGAGCUUCUUUUGUUUUUGUUCUGCUGUUGGACUCGACUGUGUUUUUUUAAACGCUGGAAUGACGUUUGAUUACCGGUGGAGACAAUAGCUGGAAACCAUAUUUUUUUCUCCUGUUGGCUACAUAUACAACCCACCAACACUAACACACACACACAUGUGCAUGAACACUCAGGCACACACGGCCUCACACAAACACACACACAUAAUGCAAAAACACACAAUCUCUCUCUCUCUCUCUCUCUCUCUCUCUCUCUCUCUCUCUCUCUCUCUCUCUCUCUCUCUCUCUCCCACUCUUUUACUCUUUUCCCUCUCUUCCUCAUACGCCCUGUCUCACACACCUCGUCUCUCCCCUCUCUUCCUCAUACACCCUGUCUCACACACUGUGUCUCUCCCCUCUCUUCUGCCUCCCUCUAAUCAACUAAAGCAAACAACUUAAACCACUUCCUGUCCAUCUGGAGGUUGGACCCACCUCUUCCUGUCUCCAUUAUCACUCCUGUGAGCAAACAACACAUUGUGCUCACUUCCUCUCGACUUGGCUUGGGAAACAACAUUUAGAGAGAGAGAGGGGGGGAGGAAGAGAGAGAGAGAGAGAGAGAGAGAGAGAGAGAGAGAGAGAGAGAGAGAGAGAGAGAGAGAGAGAGAGAGAGAGAGAGAGAGCGAGAGGCAGGGAGAGAGGGAGGGAGGGAGAGGGAGCCAGCGAGAGAGAGAGAGAGUUAGCAAUAUUGACUUGAAAUGAUUUUACCAUCUACCGAAACUAAGAGACAUUGGACAAAAUUUUGGCGUCAGGAAUCAGCGGAAAAUAAUGGGUGCCAUUGAGGAUGGAUGCCUCCACCUGUUUCAUCACACCAAGCAAUACAGAUAACUGGUAUUCAAACUUGCACCUUUGGUGAUUGUUUGGAAGAGAGGAAUUUAUCACAACCUAUUGAAUCUUAGGGUAUUUAAUUUUUUGAUAUUUUCUUCAUGUCAAAGGCUUCUGGAAUCCUGGUUUCUGCUGAUAGGUGAUUUUGGGUUAGUUAUGAUAUUUUAAUAUUGGUUCAGCUUUGUUAUAAAAACAGUAAAUGUCUACUCGUGGGUCUUUUCCUGGAUCAACAGCGGAGGGGUGGAGAGCAGAGGGAGGGAGGCUUGAUUGGACCAAUGACAUCAUCUCACAGUGACAUCACUCUUUCCAUUUCAUACCGGCCUCAUCGUGUAUUUUGAACUGCAUUGAGACGGUAUUCUGAUCAUAUGGAACUUUUUUUUUCUGAUCAUAUGGAGUGGUUGAGUAUUGUUGCCAAUGUUUAGAUCCCAAUUUUCUUAAUGAAAUAUACUUGAAUAUUUUUAUAUUGUAAAAUGUGUCAACUUUACUUCUAUUUUGAAAUCUAAAAAAAAUGGAGAAGAAAAAUCCCCAAAAUCUCUUUUUGUACCAUGAACAUUCAAAUGUGCCAUCAUUGUUGCAUAAUAUGUAUUGACUUUCUGAGAUUUCCUCUGUUUAAAUUAUGUUAAGUUGAGUUUUGUUUUCAAUUGUUUUUUACCAUGCUUUUAUUCAAGCUCUUUAACCCAUUGGCUUGAUUAUAUUAACAAUUGCGACUGAAGGCCGAUCUCACAGUUAAUGCAAAACACAAUUAACACUGACAUUUUUGAAGUUAUUUGAUAUAUGAAAUCUCUCUAAUUCUCUACUAAGUUAUUACAAUUAUAAUUAGUUGCCUAAUGGUUUGAAAUGCAAUAUGAUUAUAAACAUGUUCAUGCAUGAAACAAACAUAUACCUCUCUCAAUAUCGUAAUCUUCCUGUAUCAUCUCCCAUACAGUAAAUGUGGUAUCAGUGCUUUCAGAAUGCCAGUAGAAACAAGCUUGCAUAAAAAACGAUGAGCUACUUUCCUGCUUUCUAAGGUGCCUCUUGCAGCAUGAGCAGAAAUGAUGCAACCUAAUGCAAAAUAAGGCCAAGGUUCAAUCUUUUGCGCCUGUGACUGCAAAGGACAGAAGAGAGCUGAGGUUUCACCAGACAUUGACGUGCAUCUAAUUGUCAUCCCUCAGCACACUGCCAGACCAUUAACCGUUAACCAGAGACUCAAUUUAUGUACCCAUUCUACCCAGUGUUGUGGUGUCACUUCGAGACACAGAGUACGGACCCAUGAAGCAACUAUUAGCUGUAGAUGAUGAAAUGUUGUAUGUGUGUGUGUUAUUGUGUGUGUGUGUGUGUGUGUGUGUGUGUGUGUGUGUGUGUGUGUGUGUGUGUGUGUGUGUGUGU
Molecule: messenger RNA, 6690 nt
Organism: Gadus chalcogrammus (walleye pollock)
Lineage: Eukaryota; Metazoa; Chordata; Actinopteri; Gadiformes; Gadidae
Gene: cdh5
Product: cadherin 5
Exons: 15
Coding region: 255-2711 (818 amino acids)
Biological process (GO): cell morphogenesis; adherens junction organization; vasculature development
Cellular component (GO): catenin complex; bicellular tight junction; plasma membrane
Molecular function (GO): cadherin binding; calcium ion binding
Source: RefSeq, a predicted model, not a curated record